AUGCGCGAGCCCGGAAUUCGCCCCCGCGCACCCCCACCGCACCCCCCCGCGCCGCGCACCGAGGGCUCGGCUCAGCGCGCCAGCCACAGCUGCCCUCAGUUAUGGCGGACUCCUGCUUCCAGCUUCCCGCUCCAUAUUAGCUACCAGCUACUUUACUACUCGUACUCACACCAUACUACUCUACUGUCGCCGCGCCGCUCCGCGCCGCGCCGCCCGCCCAGCGCAGCCAGUGGAAGUGCAGCCGGGCCCCUGCUGAGUACGUCUCGCCGGUCCCCGCUGUCUCUCGAUCAAGGUAGGAGGGCCGCCGCCGCCGCCACCGCCAGCCAGCCAGCCAGCCAGCCGGCGCUUAUCGACUCGGCUGCCCGCCCGCGCGUCUCGCCCGGAGUCGACGUCGCUUGCCGCCAGCCAGCUGCUGCCAGCACAGGGGCACACAAACAAGCUCUCCGCGCAACAAGCACCGCCGACUUACCCGCCUAG
Molecule: messenger RNA, 477 nt
Organism: Schistocerca gregaria
Lineage: Eukaryota; Metazoa; Arthropoda; Insecta; Orthoptera; Acrididae
Exons: 1
Coding region: 1-477 (158 amino acids)
Source: RefSeq, a predicted model, not a curated record